Molecule: messenger RNA, 5678 nt
Organism: Sinocyclocheilus anshuiensis
Lineage: Eukaryota; Metazoa; Chordata; Actinopteri; Cypriniformes; Cyprinidae
Product: phospholipid-transporting ATPase ID-like
Exons: 28
Coding region: 1-4050 (1349 amino acids)
Biological process (GO): phospholipid translocation; Golgi organization
Cellular component (GO): plasma membrane; trans-Golgi network
Molecular function (GO): ATP hydrolysis activity; ATPase-coupled intramembrane lipid carrier activity; magnesium ion binding
Source: RefSeq, a predicted model, not a curated record
AUGAAACGACGGUGGGACAACAUGACUAUCCCGAAAGACAUCCCAGAGAAGUGGUUUCCAAUCAUUCUCCCUCUAAAAAGGAAGAAAGAGGGAUUAAGCAACUCAACAAAAAUAAGAAAAGGAGCAGAGGAGGAAAGGAGAGUCCGGGCCAACGAUAGAGAGUACAAUGAGAAGUUCCAGUAUGCUAGCAACUGCAUCAUGACCUCAAAGUACAACAUCAUUACUUUCCUUCCAGUCAACUUGUUUGAGCAGUUCCAGGAAGUUGCCAAUACCUACUUCCUGUUUCUCCUCAUACUGCAGUUGAUUCCACAGAUUUCCUCAUUAUCCUGGUUCACUACCAUUGUGCCUUUAGUGCUGGUGCUGAGCAUCACUGCAGUCAAAGAUGCCACCGAUGACUAUUUUCGUCACAAGAGUGACAACCAGGUGAAUAACCGUCAGUCUCAGGUCCUCAUCGGUGGCAUUCUUCAGAAGGAGAAAUGGAUGAAUGUCAGAGUGGGUGACAUCAUCAAACUGGAGAACAAUCAGUUUGUGGCAGCUGACCUGCUCCUGUUGUCCAGCAGUGAACCACAUGGCCUCUGUUACAUUGAAACUGCAGAACUGGAUGGCGAAACGAACAUGAAGGUUCGUCAGUCUCUGUCUGUUACCUCAGAGCUGGGAGAUCCUAAUAACCUGGCCCAGUUUGAUGGAGAAGUGGUAUGUGAGCCUCCCAACAACAAGCUUGACCGUUUCUGCGGGACUCUGUAUUGGAAAGACUGUAAAUACCUCCUCAGCAACCAGAACAUGCUGCUUCGCGGCUGUGUACUGCGCAACACAGAGAGCUGCUAUGGCCUUGUUAUUUUCGCAGGUCCUGACACCAAACUGAUGCAGAACAGCGGACGGACCAAGUUCAAGCGGACCAGUAUAGACAGACUGAUGAAUACACUGGUGCUGUGGAUUUUUGGGUUCCUGGUGUGUAUGGGAGUGAUCCUGGCCAUAGGAAAUGCAGUUUGGGAAAAAGAAGUGGGUGCUCUGUUCCAGAGCUUCCUUCCCUGGGACCCACCAGUGGACAACUUCUUGUUCUUGGCCUUCCUGUCUUUCUGGUCCUAUGUCAUCAUCCUCAACACAGUCGUGCCCAUCUCCCUCUAUGUCAGUGUGGAGGUGAUUCGCCUGGGUCACAGUUAUUUCAUUAAUUGGGACCGGCGGAUGUUCUGUAGCCGUAGUAACACAGCAGCAGAGGCCCGGACCACCACACUAAAUGAAGAGCUGGGACAGGUGGAGUACAUCUUCAGUGACAAGACAGGAACACUCACCCAGAACAUCAUGACCUUCAACAAGUGCUCCAUCAACGGUCACGCAUAUGGUGAGGUGAUGGACAUUCUGGGAGCUCAGCAGAAGAGGGUCCAGCCCCUGGACUUCAGUGCUUGGAACCCUUUAGCAGACUGGCACUUCUGUUUCUACGACCAGUCUCUGCUAGAGGCAGUGAUGGCGGGAGAACCAGCAGUGCAUGAAUUCUUCCGGGUCUUGUCUCUCUGCCACACGGUCAUGAGCGAGGAGAAGAGCGAGGGAGAGCUGGUGUAUAAGGCUCAGUCUCCAGAUGAGGGGGCGUUAGUAACAGCUGCACGUAACUUUGGCUUUGUGUUCCGCUCUCGCACACCCGGCACAGUCACCACACAAGAGCUCGGCAAAGCAGUCACAUACACGCUCCUCGCCAUCCUGGACUUCAAUAAUAUCCGCAAAAGAAUGUCUGUCAUAGUGAGGAAUCCAGAGGGCCGUAUUCGUCUGUACUGUAAGGGCGCAGACACUGUGCUUUUCGAGAGGCUGCACUCUUGCAACCAUGAACUAAUGAAUAUCACUUCAGACCAUCUCAACGAGUGUGCAGGUGAUGGCUUGCGGACGCUCGCAGUGGCCUAUCGGGAUCUGUCUGAGGAGCAGUGGGAGGCGUGGGCAGAGCGUUUCCGCGGCGCUGAUAAGGCCACAGACUGCAGAGACGACCGGCUGGCUGCAGCCUAUGAGGAGAUCGAACAGGACAUGAUGCUGUUGGGGGACACAGCUAUAGAAGAUAAAUUGCAAGAGGGGGUUCCUGAGACAAUUGCCAUUCUCUCACUGGCUAACAUCAAGAUCUGGGUGCUUACUGGAGACAAACAGGAGACUGCAGUGAAUAUUGGUUAUUCCUGUAAGAUGCUGACAGAUAACAUGACAGAGAUCUUCAUUGUUAAUGGACACACUGUCCAAAGCGUACGUGAAGAGCUGAGGAAAGCAAGAGAGCGAAUGGUGGAGUCGGCACGCACCAGAGAUGGAGGGAAGGAAGUUGAAGCUCAGGGACGGGGUGAUGCUUGUGCCUUUGGAAAUGGAUGUGGAGGUGGUGGUGCUGCUAACUGGAUCCCUGAUGAGAGUAAAUGUUCGCCUCCUCAGGCUCCGCCCUCCUCCUUAUUGGAGUCAAUCAGUGGAGAGUUCGCCCUCAUCAUCAGCGGACACAGCUUGGCUCAUGCUUUGGAAGCAGAUAUGGAGCGUGAGUUUUUGGAGACGGCGUGUGCUUGUCGAGCAGUGAUCUGCUGCAGAGUGACUCCUCUUCAGAAAGCUCUGGUGGUGGAGCUGGUUAAACGACACAAGAAAGCUGUCACACUCGCCAUCGGAGAUGGAGCCAAUGACGUCAGCAUGAUAAAGACAGCUCACAUUGGCGUGGGCAUCAGCGGUCAGGAGGGGAUUCAGGCUGUGCUGGCAUCAGAUUACUCCUUUUCCCAGUUUCGCUUCCUGCAGCGACUUCUGCUGGUGCAUGGACGCUGGUCCUAUCUGCGCAUGUGCCGUUUUCUCUGUUACUUCUUCUACAAGAACUUUGCCUUCACUAUGGUGCACUUCUGGUUCGGGUUCUUCUGUGGAUUCUCAGCGCAGACUGUCUACGACCAGUACUUCAUCACUCUCUACAAUAUCGUAUACACAUCCCUGCCUGUGUUGGCCAUGGGCAUCUUCGAUCAGGAUGUUCCUGAACAGAGGAGUCUGGAGUAUCCAAAGUUGUAUGAGCCGGGUCAGCUGAACUUGCUAUUUAACAAGCGAGAGUUCUUCAUCUGCAUCGCACAGGGAAUCUACACGUCUGUGGUUCUCUUCUUCAUUCCGUAUGGCGUUCUCUCUCAUGCCACACAGAGCAAUGGAGUCCCACUGGCAGACUAUCAAACUUUUGCAGUAACUACAGCAACGGCCCUUGUCAUCGUUGUCAGCGUCCAAAUUGCUCUGGACAUGGGUUAUUGGACGGCUAUAAAUCACUUCUUUAUAUGGGGCUCUUUGGGUACCUACUUCACUAUCCUCUUCGCUAUGCACUCCAGCAUUCUGUUCAAUAUCUUCCCCAAGCAGUUCCAUUUCCUUGGAAGUGCUCGAAACACACUCGGGCAGCCAGUGGUGUGGUUAACUAUUGCUCUGGCUACCAUCAUCUGUAUUGCUCCAGUCCUUGCGUUCCGCUUUCUUAAACUGGACCUUAAACCUCAGCUCUCAGAUACCGUGCGCUACACUCAACUUGUGCUGCAGAAAAAGCGGAAGCCUGGUGGGCGUGUGGGUCGUGGAGUGGGCGGUGCUGGAGUAGCCAGUGGCAGUGCUCUUGGUCGCUUGGGGCGAGGCCGAUCUCGACGCUCUGGUUAUGCGUUUGCGCAUCAGGAGGGCUUCGGCGAGCUGAUCACAUCAGGAAAAAAUAUGCGCCUGAGCUCGCUGGCUCUCGCCACGUUCGCCUCUCGCCACAGCAGCAGUUGGAUCGAAACUCUUCGCAGGAAAAAACACGCAAACAACACACAGAACACCCCGCCCACCGGAGAAGACAGUGCCGCUUCCUCUCAAGGGCCACCCCUUUCCACGUCUUCCUCAGCAGCAGGCGAGGCAGGACAAGCAUGUAAUGAACCCGUCCUCACUCACAGCCCUGAUGAUAUCGCUCUCAGUGUUAUUAGGUGUCCAGAAAGAGAGGUUGGGGAAAGUAGUACACGAACUGUGCAGGAAGCACCAUUUGUGUGGAAGGGAACCGGAGCUCGUAUCAAUGGUGCCAGUAGUCCUGGACCACCUCCCAUAGCAGAAGAAACUUCCAGUGACGAGUGAUGGAUAGAUGGCCCAACUGGAAUCCUUCAUGGGGAUGCUCACACCUUCUGACGUGUGCUCAUGUUUCUGAGGACAUGGGCAGGGAAGACAGCGCCCCAGACAGUAUGGGAGUAAACAUAUGCUUGAAUUGAAACACAAAUGGAAAUGGAUGCAGAACUGUGCAAACAGAAAGCAAAAGAAUUGUGCUUAUUAUCAGAUUUCCUGUCAGUGAGGAGGACAAAUAUGAUGUUAUUUGACUGGUUAUGACUGAGUUUUCCAUUCUAGCCAAGUUAUCAGACAACAAACCACUAAAUAACAUUGCCACGGCUGAUAUUACAACACACCUGACUAUCCAAAUAGCUGAUGUUAAUUGUUCUCCUAUGCUAAAUUACAUUUUAUGUUAAACUUACAUCUAUCGUUAUAUUCAAUCGUUUUUAAUUUGGAGACAAAAAAAAUCUGACAUUUAUACAUUAAAGCAUUUCUGUUUCAUAUUUUACUAUAAAUUUAUCAAUACAUAUCACAAUAUAUUAAUACACUGCACAUGUAACAGUUUCAAGUAAGAGUUGUACAAAUAUUACCGAUAGCUAAAUGACCUGAAGUAUCAGCCUCAGCUGUAUUAGGUUUUAUGUUUUUGUAUUCAAAUUGGGUAGUUCAGUGACUUAUCUUGUUCGUUUGAAAUCUCGGUCAAGUCAAGGAUUGUCUGUAUCUCUAUAUAUUAAGUGUGGUUUAUCUUUUCUUCCAUUUUUUAAUCUCUUAGUGACUUUCUUGUGGUCUCAUACUUUUUUGAUCGUUUUGUCAGCAUAUUGUUUUGCUGAGUCAAAUACUUCAGCUUUUUGUCUUUUUGUUGCUCAGAGGUUAAUAGUGCUACUUGAGUUUAGGCAAGUGAACUUUCUUAUGUACUGUUAGAGAAGGCUAGAGAUUUUCUGUUUUUCCCCACUGCUGAAAAUAGCAUUAAGAUGUAUGUGGUUCUGUGAUAAAACACUAUAGUUCUCAGUGAGAACGUGAUUCUGCUGGAUGAACCCGUUCUUUCUCAUCCAUUUCUUUGCACCAUAUUGGUGCUCCAACCCUGACUGCUUGACAUAAAGUCCGAUUCAACCUCAAACUUUCCUCUACUGGACCCUUGAGGGUUUAGGCAUUUGCAUUGAUCUAGUGGACUGUAAUAAAUGUGUUUGACUUUUUUUUUUAAGUUGGAUUAUAAUAAUUUACAUCAGAGUUACCAAAUGGAUUCCACCUUGACCAUCAUGAUCUAAAUGUGGCGUUCAACAGUGUUUGGAUUUAGGUAAAUGGGCUAAUAAGAUUCUAAACACAGUAGUGUGUGUGUGGUGUUGUUGUUGUUGUGAUGUGAAUGGGUGAGACAGACCAAGAAAGUUUUUAAAGAUGUUUGAGAAGAUACUGAGCUCCAUACUUGCCCUCUUCCCUGUUUAAGUUAGGCCUAGCUUUCAUACUGUUGUAACAAUUACAUGCCUUAAAAGCUAAAUGUGUGGGUGUUCUUUUUUUUCCAUCCACACAUUUAUAUAUUGCAAUAAGAGGUUAAAGGUCAUCUUAUGAAUAGUUUGUUUCAGUGUCUGUUAGCCAAAUCCAAAUGGUCUGUGAAGUAAAUAGUAUGACUCUACUCUUGUGAAUGGGCCUAUUGAAAAAUUAAAAAUAGA